Haemonchus placei is the source of this 3810-nucleotide messenger RNA. NCBI's taxonomy places the organism in Eukaryota, Metazoa, Nematoda, Chromadorea, Rhabditida, Trichostrongylidae. The record is from the annotation of a GenBank genome assembly.
AUGUCCUUGUCAGCCAGUCCGGCUCCACCGGUUCAGGGCCUUGGCCCACUGGUGGCUGGUGCCGGUCCUCCUUCCGGAGAUUCAUUACUGCUCACUCUACGAAAUAAACCGCACGCACGUGUAUUUCGUGCAUUAUUCCAGUACCUACCAUUGCGUGACUCUCCAAACGAGAAUCCUCAGUUGGAGCUGACGUUGGCGCCAGGGGAUGUACUGCUCGUCAAAGGCGAGAUGGACUCGGACGGAUUUUAUCGUGCCGAAACACUUGACGGCAGAACCGGAUUGGUGCCGUCCAACUACGUCGAACGGGUACCGGACUCGGUGCUACUUUGUAAUGCCCGAGCUCCAUCGCCGUCCUUCCCCCUUCAAGUUCCUCAGCAUCAUUCCACUAUCACUCAUGACUUUUCGGAACCUGAUCACAGCCAGCUACCCGAUUCCGUCUGCCCAUAUCCUCCGGCCGACGUUUCCAAGGUCACCGUGCAAGAGAUCAAGCAGAACGACACUCCGAGAGUACCAUGUCCCCGUGAGUUGGUCGUGGAGAAGAAGAUGUCGCGAUCGGUGGUGGUCGCUUGGUCACCUCCAGAAGAGUCAUUCGUCGCCGUCUCACAGUACCACGUUUGUGUUGAUGGCCAGGUUCGAGCCGUUGUGCCUGGAUCGUACAAGUGUCGUGCAUUGGUGGAAGACGUAGCCCUCGACGGUUCGGUGAAUCUCUCGGUUCGUGCGCUGUCCGAUCAGGGUCACAGUCCGGAUGCUGCCUGUACGAUCACGCUCGGGAAUGAAGCAGCCGUUGCACCACAGCAUCUUCGGGUGUGGGCUGUCACGCCACUGUCUGCCUGCGUACGAUGGUACCCGUCUAACAGCAAUGCGGACCACGUGGUCUCGUUGAAUGCAGUUAAAGUAGGAGUCUGUCCACCAACGGUGUUUCAGGUACAAUUACAAGGCCUGCAGCCGUCGACAAUUUAUCGUGUGUCCGUGCGUACGAAGCAUCCGAAAGCUGUGCUAGAACAACGUCCUGUCGAACGGUGUCUUGACUUCAAGACAUUGCCGAAAAUUGGCCUUCCCGAUCCACCGACAAACGUACAGGCAGAAAACGGACCACAAGCAGGGACGCUGCUCAUCUCGUGGACUCCAGUGACAAAUCAGCCCAAGCCGCCAUCACGAGCCGCCGUCCACUCGUACCUCAUUUACGCUGACGGCAAGAACAUCGCUCAGGUGCCUUCUGCCACAGGUGAGCAAAACAUAGCCAGGUUUUUGUUCAGGUCUUACUUCAUCAUUUCAGCUGACCACGUUCUCCUACGCCUAGCCGAUCUCUCUGACGAUCCACCCAUCUUUAUCACCGUCCGCACGCGAACGAGAGAAGGCGCUGUUUCCUGCGACUCGAACGUGGCUCGUGUACCUCGUGGACCGUCGUUUGGUGCUAUCUCUGACGGACUUUUACAAACAGCUCCUCUGCUCGACAUGGCCCAGUCGUUUCCGACGGGCCACUACGUUGCACCUCUUUCAGGACCGCAGAGUGCACCGUACACUGCCCCGCCAAUGCUCACUUCAAUGCCCUUUCAAGCUAAUCCACUUUCUUCGUACACUGCCUCAGCAAUUCAGGGAUACAAUAGUUUAGUCGGUACCGAUCGAAUCGGGCCAGCAACUUUAGGCGGUCAAGCGAUGAGUGCUGCUAGUGCAAUACCAGGUGCCAGCGGGACUCUAGCACCAACUGCAAUGCCGAUGUCAGGCUUAGGUGCCGGGACCACGCUCCCGAAUGCCAUGAACACCCCUGGUACAUUGCCGAUAUCGACAGCACUCUGUUCUACGUCGAUGGCCGGUGCUCUUUCUGCUGGAGCACAGGGAACUCUGCCCAAGUGGAAGACAUCGCAGAUGAAGCAAUAUUAUACAUUUCAUCCUCGGCUAAUUCGAGGAGAUGGCACGAGCGCUGACGAGCCUCGGCCGUCGGUUCCCGACAUGGAGAAUAGUUAUUUGUUGCGACAUCGGCAGUCGGACUGGACAGGUCAUUCAGAAUGGGCAGGUCCUAUGGACGCUCGAAUGAGGAUCGACGCCUACGCUCGUCAGGGCACUCGAGCGGGCAGUGCUGAGGAUAGACCACCAGCUAGACACAGAUUGGUUCCUCCACGACUGGCACGAGUGAAGAGCGAAAGUGGUUUUGGGACAAGGAGUGAGCCUGAUCUGCGUCCGCCGACGCUAGAAGAUGACUGCAGAUGGUUUGUGGCCUUGUUCGAUUAUUCACACCACAUGUCACCGAACGCGAAUGCUGAAGCGGAUGAGUUAUCAUUCAGGAAACAUCAAUUGAUAAAGGUGUACGGCGAAGUGGAUGCUGACGGUUUCUACCAUGGACAGAUUGGCAAUCGGGUUGGGCUUGUACCAUCGAACAUGGUUAUUGAAAUCGCAAAGGAUGAUCUGCUUCCAAGAAGGACUCGAACGGAUGCUGUGCCCUCAGGAGCCGAGCCGACACUCCGGCGAAUGCGAUGGGGAUCAUUGAAAUCACGAAGCUACGACCAUGCAGGCGAUAGAAGGACUCACGACAGGCCUCCAACAACGUCACAUUUCGCAUCGUCGCUUGACCGCCGAGAAUUAGAAAGACGAGAGGUGUCUGCGACGAGGGGCGAGCGUUACCGUCGAAGCAAUGGGCGCGACUAUGAGUAUCGACGGGACUAUGAUGACCGAUAUCGAGAAAUGCGAGAACCGAGGGAACAUAGGGAGAUGCGGGAACCUAGGGCUACACGGGAUGACUACCACCGCGACUACCGAGACGAAGAAGAAUAUUGGGCUGAAAAGUACCGAGAUCGUGCUUAUGAACGUGAGCGGGAGCGAGAUAGAGACUAUGAACGGCGUGAUGAUAGGCGAGAAGAGCGACGAGAAGCAGAACGACGGGAAAUCGAGCGACGGGAAGUGGAACGACGAGAUGUGGAACGGCGAGAAGUCGAGCGCAGAGAAGCUGAACGACGAGAGGAACGGCGGGAGUAUGAACGGCGGCAUGAGUACCCACGGGAAGAGCCUUAUCGACGAGAUCGGCGUGAUGAAGGAUACCGAGAAGAUCGCCAUUAUGACCCCUAUGCGCAACGGUACGAUCCAGGAAGUGCUGGUCCGUCUGGAGCGAUGCAACCAGUAGCUGCUCCGCAGCAGACCGGUCAGGGUCCGAGCCAUGGCGGACCACCGCAAAUGGCACAACUGGCUCAUCAGCUGGGUCAAAUGCAAAUGGUGACAUCAGCGAUGCAACCAGCGGCUGCUCAGCAGAUGCCUCAGGCGUUACCUGGUCUCUCAACCGGAAUGCAACCUGGUGUAUUAGAUACGGGCAUAAAUGGCGUGCCGACAAAGAAAAUGGUGGCCAAAUUUGACUACGAUUCUCGUCAGUUGAGUCCAAAUGUGGACGCCGAGCAGGUAGAGCUAUCUUUCCGGCAAGGGGACAUUAUCACGGUCUAUGGGGAGAUGGAUGACGACGGUUUCUACAUGGGAGAGUUGAACGGGCUACGUGGUCUAGUGCCAUCCAAUUUUUUACAGUCGUCACCACUCACGUCCCUUGCUCCAUCGCAACCGACAGAGCCAAUGCGCAAAGGGGUAGCGUUUUCUGACGCCCAAGCCGUCGCCUCCAAGAAGGCUAUGCCUACGCGACAGAUAUCCCAGACGUCGACAGUCACUCCAACGACCGCGAAACCGACAUCGAAGAAGUCUGCCGCGGCUGCACCAAGUGGCAAACCACUGACAAAGAAGGCUAGCGAUGUCAGUAAAACGUCGGCUCAAAAUUUGCGUAAAACGAGCCAGGCCGUUAAGAAGGGCGACUCGUCGGGCAAGGUUAGAAAAGCCUAG